This is a messenger RNA of Impatiens glandulifera, 1089 nucleotides long. RefSeq lists its product as uncharacterized. Bases 293 to 985 code for a protein of 230 amino acids. Gene Ontology annotation, molecular function: zinc ion binding. The record is from RefSeq and is a predicted model, not a curated record. NCBI's taxonomy places the organism in Eukaryota, Viridiplantae, Streptophyta, Magnoliopsida, Ericales, Balsaminaceae. The transcript is spliced from 3 exons.
UCGUCGGACAGAAGGCGGAAACGGAAUCAAAAUUUGGUGGAACUUUCCAAUGAAGGAAUUUGCGUUAUUCUUUGCCAAUCAUUUCGGCGAUACCAAUGAAGGAAUACUGAUUCAAAGCUUAUCCUUAAAUACUUUUUUUAUUAAGACUUUCAUUUACUCAGUCGUCGCCCUUACCUUGAUCAAACGUAACAACAGAUGAUAACCAUUGCCUAACUCCAUUUCUCCGUGUCCUCUGAAUUCGUUCAAGACGCAAUCUUGUUCAAUACCCAUUUGUAGUAAUAGGAUUCUGUUGAUGGGUACGACGGAUAGAUCGCCAAAUGAUGAUGCCCAAAAUGAUACUAGCAGUUCGACGACAAGUUCUGGCAAUGAGUAUGUAAAAGAGAAGGCUGCUGUUGCUGUUGAUGAUGAGAAUGAGAUCGAAGGAAACAGGAAAGACAAAACACCACCACUGAUUAAUAGAAUUGUGGUGAUGGAGCCUCUAGAUAUAGAGGAUGGAUCACGAUCUGUCAUCAUUGAGAUUAAAAAUGAACAAACUGCCAUUGAUGAUGAUGAUGAUGAUACGAUUGAGAAAACAAUUUGCAGGAUUUGCCAUUUGGGUUCUCAUGAUAUCAAUCAAUCAAUUGAUGAUUCAGAUUCACAACUUAUCCAGCUUGGUUGUGGAUGCAAAGAUGAACUUGGAUUCUCACAUAUGCAAUGUGCAGAGACUUGGUUUAAGCAGAAAGGCAACAUAAGGUGUGAAAUAUGUGGGAUGAUAGCGAAGAACAUAAGAAAUAGUGUAAUUAAUGUUGAAGAAGAGAGGAGAAGAAUAUAUAUGGUGCAAUUGAGAGAGAUGAGUUUCAUGGAAACUGCAGCAGCAGCUAACAUGAACUUUUCUUCAGGAAUAGAAAACAAUCACAAGUGUCAAAGAACCAUUUGCAACAUCUUAAUGGCUUCCGUUAUUUUAAUCUUCUUUCUUCCUUGGUUCUUACAUAUGGAUAUAAUGUGAUUCUAUUCAAACUACUGUUAUAAUUCUUAUACAUAUACUGGACAUCAUAUUCUUCCUGGAUAUUGUUGACAUAUGUCUGAAUUAGUUUUUAAUUAUAUGUUGUG